UUACCUGUUACUGUUACAUGUGUUACGUUACGUCAAGUUACCUGUGUUAUUCCCCUUGUACAGGAAAAAAAGACGUAGAACGAGCAACAAAACUAAGUAGAUAAGUAUAAUUAAAUUUUUUAAGAUAGAGCAUUGUCCAUGACAUUAAUUAUACAAUGCUGUUUUCUUACUUCACUUCUCAAUUUCAUGAAACCUCUUCUCUUGUAUGGUGACCAGGCGUGUUGUAAGCCCGCACGGAAUGGUACUGAGAUGCUGCCUUCAUGGGUUUCAUGCGUUUCAGCUUGUAUUGCGUACGCCCGUCAAUUCCGAAAAUGUUAUUGUAAUGUUAACUGAGUUGACAUAGCGAUGGGCGAAAAUUGUUAAACAAAAUCUGAUAGAGAAAAUUCCUAAUCCUGGUUAAAAAAAGAACCAAAAAGACUAUAGGUAAUUAGGGUUUUGACGCUUUGAGAACGAACAUGCUAUCCUAACUCCAUCUAUUGAAAGGGAGCAAGAACAGGAAUGAUUUUUUUAUGAAGAAAGGAUUAUUGGAGUUCAGAAAGCCUUUCCAAUUUCACCAAGGCAGCUGGGCGAGCACGGAUUCAGCCAGGAGGGGACAGCGAUGUCGGUGUUAGCAUCGGCUGUUAUGUACUCGGACGCUAUGGUUGGAAAAAGUAAAGAUGUGAAGGAGGAGGAUUGUGAUUGUUACGCGGAGUCUCGCACCAGCGACGCAUGUCCUCCCAUCCGAAACGUCACACACCCAUUGCGCUACUACGAAUUCACACAAGACGAAAUUAAAGCCCUUGAAGAAUGUGACAAGGAGAGCUUCUAUCAACGCUGUGUCCCGUUCAGUGCGCUGUUCGCUUCUCUAACAUACGCUGCCGUCAAAUAUGGACAUCUGAAACCAAACCCAAGAUUUGGUCCAUUCCCAAAGGUGACAUUGGCAGUAGUGGUUGGCUACUUCUUGGGGAAGUUGUCAUACCAGCAGGCAUGUGCUGAGAAGCUGAUGGCAUUGCCCGGCAGCUAUAUAGGGCAGAUACUAAGAGAUCGGAAGAAUGGAAAGAUUGGAGGGACUUCAAUGCCAGUACAGACACCUUCAAUGUACGGAGCCACUACCAAUGAUAUAUAUUCUGAUGCUGGUCCAGGUAGCUCACUCGACUUGGACACCAACCGACCUGUCUUCAGCGAGGAUACUUACCGACCUGAUAAUGAAGGUCCAGGACCCAACCUGGAGGAACCCAUUCCAGCACGUCCGUCCGUUUCAUACGAUGACCUACGUCGCCAAAACAGAGGACAGUACGUCAAGGAGAGGCAGGAUCCUUACAGAUUGGACCCGAACGCGGCGCCUCCGGUCACUAGACCUCAACCCUCCCCUUCCCCUCCGCCCGCCACCAACAAAUAUGGCGACACGAUGGAAUGACACAGUUGUCUUAGCUAAUUUAAUACACGCGCGCGGUCCGUGAUGUUGUCCACACGGGCACGCCGGUUGAAUAGUUUUUUCAGAUAUGUUCAUAACUAAAAUUGUUGAAAAUAAAAUAAAGUAGUUAACUUA
This is a messenger RNA of Bombyx mandarina (wild silkworm), 1528 nucleotides long. RefSeq names its product OCIA domain-containing protein asrij (gene asrij). NCBI's taxonomy places the organism in Eukaryota, Metazoa, Arthropoda, Insecta, Lepidoptera, Bombycidae. Gene Ontology annotation, cellular component: endosome. The record is from RefSeq and is a predicted model, not a curated record.